ACGUGUAACAGAGUCAAAAACAGAGCCACAGCCGAAUCCAGCUCUAAAGGGAGCUCUAUCCCUUGGUGUCAUUACCUUCUUGUGGCUCUGCGCCUCUCCGCCCUCUAGCUCAACGUCAAGUUCAAAACGCUUCCUUGAGAAGAUCGAGGGAUCUCUCGCAUUUCCAGGGCGCCAGGAUGUUGGAGACCCUCGGGCUGCAUACGCCUUUACACUUCAGGUUAGAAUACAACCGGAACAGUCCUCUACGAAUGAGUCGCUGCCUGUGUUUGAUCAAGGAAUGAUGCGAUUGCGGAAGACGAUCUACAAAGUACCUCAUAACGGACCUUUGCCAGUUUCAUUAUUCGCCCUCUGCGCGUCUCUGGAAGAUGUACUAAACGAGGAUAUCUUUGGUUCUGUAUCAUUUCUGAAGAGAGACCGAGGGGUAGGGAACGAUACAUCGAAUGAGCUGGACUCGAACAGAACUCUGCUUAGGCAAACUUGGAAAGUCGGCAUCGCAUACAACACUUUCCGUAUUGUGGACCAUCCUAGAAUCGUUGUGGCUCGGUUGCGGGAAAUGUUGGCACACUGGGGAUUAUACAUUUGCCUUGUGGAUGAGACGAGGCAGAACAGCUCAUGCCAAAUAUUUGGCCUCAACUUCGUAGACGAUGACGUAGGAUCACUGAUUCUCGAAGACGUGUGGGGCACUGAAAGAGGAUGGUUUAGAAAGCUAAAUUUUGGGGACUUUGAGAGGUAUCAAGGCUAUCCUGAGAUUGAAAUGCAUUUUGCCCUUGAGGAAUUUAUAUUUGAAGCGCAAAUGUUUCUCAGAUCAGCGACUGAGUUCACAGGGGGAAAAUACAACUUACUCUUCAUGAAUUGCCAGCACUUCGCUGCACACUUUUUCGCUCAUUUGCAGAAUCACAAUUGGUGCGAUUCGAGGCGAUUGGAUGCCGACUUUCAACUUGAAGAUAUGGCACGGCGGAUAAAAUGCGCAUCGCUCGCACCACUCUGGCGGAAUACUUGUUUUACCUGCCACCUCUAAGGUGGAUUGUAGAUGUACUCCCUCAAAAUAUAUUGGUAACU
Messenger RNA from Lindgomyces ingoldianus, 1059 nucleotides. RefSeq lists its product as uncharacterized. The transcript has 4 exons. The record is from RefSeq and is a predicted model, not a curated record. NCBI's taxonomy places the organism in Eukaryota, Fungi, Ascomycota, Dothideomycetes, Pleosporales, Lindgomycetaceae. Bases 278 to 1018 code for a protein of 246 amino acids.